Molecule: messenger RNA, 1356 nt
Organism: Talaromyces amestolkiae
Lineage: Eukaryota; Fungi; Ascomycota; Eurotiomycetes; Eurotiales; Trichocomaceae
Exons: 4
Coding region: 1-1356 (451 amino acids)
Biological process (GO): transmembrane transport
Molecular function (GO): oxidoreductase activity; transmembrane transporter activity
Source: RefSeq, a predicted model, not a curated record
AUGGCACCUUCACUGUCCAAGCUUCGGUCCAACCUCAAAUCCAAUGAGGCAAAGAAAAAAAGCCAUGCCAUCCAAAAAAAUGCCAAGACAUAUGGAGACGAUAGCAAGGCUCCCAUGAAUUGGCCCAAAUCCAAGAAACUGACCAUGGUCUGCCUUGUCAUACUCGCGGAUCUCAAUGACGCCAUGGGAUCUUCCAUCUUCGCGCCAGUCGUGCAUGAAGUUUCUCGAGACUUUCACGCCUCCAGCUCUUCAGUUGCUUCACUUUUAAUAUCAGUCCACGUCAUUGGGUAUAUUGCCGGUCCUCUUAUCUUAUCCCCACUUAGUGAAGUAUACGGGAGAUGCCCCCUUAUACAUGGCUCGAACACUACUUUUGUUGCGGCCACAAUCAUAUGCACAACAAGCGUGAACAUUCCCAUGAUAAUAAUUGGUCGCAUUCUCAUGGGAUUCGCAGGUUCUGUGCCAGCCACAGUUGGAGGGGGCGUCAUAUCGGAUAUCAUCCCUGUGGAUGAGCGAGGCUAUGCUUACGGGUUUCUUGUCUUUCGCCGAACAAAAUUGACAGAAGACACCCAAGUUCAACUAGCGGCCCGAUUUGGGGAAUUAGAUGAUGUUACGCCCUGGAUUAAGCCUGGAACAGUACGACGGCUAAAUCGUACGGAACUCAUGGAUAUGAGUAACAUCAAAUUAGAUGGUACUUUGGCAAGUCAAGAUGAUAUGACUACGAAGCUUCAAAAGGGAAAUUUGCUUUUUCAUGUGGACUCGAGCUAUAACCCUCGUCGAGCGAGCUACUCAUUUCUUCUUGGAAAAGAAAUACCGCCUUCAGGACAUGGAGGCCAGACCGCCUUCGCGGAUACGAGGACCGCUUUCGAUGAGCUUCCAAUGGAUUUGAAGCAUGAGCUGCUAGAGAAUGAGUAUGUGGCAUGUCAUUCAAUUCACCACUCUCGCAAACUGGCCGCACCGGAAUAUUUUGGCCAUAUUGACCCGUCAAAGUUCCCAAUGGGACGACAUCGCAUUGUGCAACAGCACGAACCCUCGGGGCGGUCCAACCUCUACAUCGCCUCUCAUAUCCAUCACAUCGAGGGACUGGAGUUUGAAAAAUCAAAAGAAUUGGUUGAUAGACUGAUGCAACACGCAACACAAGACAAGUUCGUUACGCAGGUGGAAUGGAAAAAUAUAGGAGACCUGAUUAUAUGGGACAAUACCUGUCUCAUGCACCGGGCGGUUGGCGGCACCUACAUUAAUAAAUAUAAGCGGGACUUGAGACGGGCCAUAGUGCAUGACAAUAGUUCAUGGGCCUGGGGACUGAAUGACCAUCGCGAGGAACGGCAGAGCCUGGCUACGCUAUCUCAGGCAUCAUGA